GAUCGUCAGAAGCAACGCUGUGAAAUCCGACGCCCUGUUCAGAGACCCUUGGACCACCGGAACAUUGAUGACCUGCCACGUUUCGCUUCCUUCCCAGCAUUGGCGAAGGACAGAAGAUGCCUUGCCGUUUGCUUGGAUGAGCCGCGCAGCAUCCACGUGCGCUAUGCCGCCGGCCGCACUGCA
Messenger RNA from Symbiodinium pilosum, 183 nucleotides. The record is from the annotation of a GenBank genome assembly. NCBI's taxonomy places the organism in Eukaryota, Dinophyceae, Suessiales, Symbiodiniaceae.